AUGUGGAUGAUAUACAUACUACUAAUUGUAAUCAAAAUUGCCACAGCUGGCAAAGAUUGUAAAACUGAUAAUGAUUGCGAGAAACGAUGGCCGGGUGCAACAUGCCGAAAUGGUCGAUGUUCCUGUCCACUUGAUAGCAUCAGAAGAAAAAGUGAAUCAUAUGGUUGGAUAUGCUUAUCAUUAAUUGAUGCGAGUACGGGAAUGCUUGGUCCACCAAUCACAUGUCCACUUCCAUUUGGUACUGGCUAUCACAGUAUCCUAAACUUAAACAAUACUCCUGUAUUUUGUGCUACUGUAAGGAAAGAAAGCUGUCCUAAAGGAUAUGAAUGUAUUCGAUCCAUUGGACUAAGCAUAUCACAAGCUGAUAAUGGUGUUUGCUGCCCUCGAAGAGAAAUAGUUUGUCAACAACCAGCUUGCGAAUCACCUGAUGGAUGGCUUCUUCGCUGGUUCUUUGACGGAGAAACGUGUAGACCAUUCCGAUGGAAUCCAGAAGUUCAAGCAAAUGCUAAUAAUUUUCUUACGAAAACUCACUGCCACUCGUACUGUAUACAAUAUAUUAACAGUUUGGGAUCAUAA
Thelazia callipaeda (thelaziosis nematode) is the source of this 576-nucleotide messenger RNA. The record is from the annotation of a GenBank genome assembly. Lineage: Eukaryota; Metazoa; Nematoda; Chromadorea; Rhabditida; Thelaziidae.